CACCAGUUGAACGUACUCACUUGCCAGCCUGUAAGUGCGUUUACUGUGUUACAUUCCAUUGCUGUGCUUGGUGAGCAAACCGUCGCUACCAGAAUUACUUGUUUUCGUAUUAUUUAUACAACUUAUCCGUCAUUUACGUACAAGUUCGUGGAGAGAUGAAUGUCGCAUUCGCAAGAAUGUUCUUCUUUUUUGUUUACUUGUCUUUGCUUAACAUUGGAAAUGGAUUGUCAGUUGGAGAGAUAUUAGAAAAAAAAAUUAGGACCAUGAAUCAACUGACUAUCAAUCAACCAUAUAUCAAUCUUGAUACCGAUCAAUUUAAUUUUCUAUUGAAAUCUCAGCCCAGGAAUUACUCAGUUAUAUUACUUCUGACUGCCCUUAGUUCUAGUAGAAAUUGCGUGCCUUGCAGACAAGCGUUUGAAGAGUUUCAAGUUGUAGCAACUUCCUGGAGAUAUUUUAAACAACAUGAUGAUCGGUUAUUCUUUGCGAUCGCUGACUAUGAUAAAGCACCCGGUGUCUUUGAGUUCCUACAUCAAGAAACUGCACCCGCUAUUGUACAUGUAUCACCUAAAGGAAAUAUAAAACCAUCGGACUACAUGGACAUAAUGGUUAAUGGGUUUUCCUCUGAGACCAUAGUACAAUGGAUAUCUGGAAUCACUCAAAUUAAGAUCCGUCUAUUUCGACCUCCAAAUUAUACUGGAACCAUGCUACUUGCUCUUUUUAUGUCCCUUGGAGCUGCAGUUUUGUACUUCCGUCGAAUCAACAUAGAUUGUUUAUAUAAUCGUUCACUAUGGAGUGCAAUAUCGUUGGGUGUUAUUUUCUGUUCCAUUUCUGGCCAAGUGUACAAUCAUAUUCGUGGACCUCCACUUUUCCACGCACCGCCCCCUAAUGGAGAAAUUAAAGCUUUUAUAUACGAAGGUUCUGAUUACCAAUUUGUCGCAGAGACGUUUAUUGUGAUGCUUUUAUAUAUUGGAUGCUCAGGUGGGAUUCUUCUCAUGACUGAAGUUGGUUCAACUACUGACCCAACAAAACGAAAAGUUUACACAAUAUCAGGAAUAGCUCUAUUCAUUGUAUCUGUCAACUUUAUACUAUCAGUCUUUCGAAGAAAAUAUCACGGCUAUCCAUAUGGAUUAUUUUUUAGAUAAAAAGAAAAUUAUUAUUCCCGGUUAAAUGGAUCCGUUUGAUGAUAGCUGUGUUCAUUCACUUUUUGUUUCAUUUCUUUAUAAUUUUAACGAAUAACCAUUUUGUAUUUUUUAUUGUAUGAAAUUUUAUGCAGCAUAAUGGAUAAAACAUUUCUUAGAAUAAAUAAAUAAAUAUAUGAAUUCUCAUAUUAAUUAAUUCACUUGCUAUUAUUAUUUUGUGCGUGUACAAGAAUUCUUUUUCUGUUUUUUUUCAAAUAAAAUGUUCCUAAAAUAUA
Schistosoma turkestanicum is the source of this 1414-nucleotide messenger RNA. The record is from the annotation of a GenBank genome assembly. NCBI's taxonomy places the organism in Eukaryota, Metazoa, Platyhelminthes, Trematoda, Strigeidida, Schistosomatidae.